Messenger RNA from Histoplasma mississippiense, 2841 nucleotides. RefSeq lists its product as hypothetical. The record is from RefSeq and is a predicted model, not a curated record. The coding region runs from base 1 to 2841 and encodes 946 amino acids. NCBI's taxonomy places the organism in Eukaryota, Fungi, Ascomycota, Eurotiomycetes, Onygenales, Ajellomycetaceae. The transcript has 5 exons. Gene Ontology annotation, cellular component: membrane; mitochondrion; nucleus. Gene Ontology annotation, molecular function: single-stranded DNA 5'-3' DNA exonuclease activity. Gene Ontology annotation, biological process: interstrand cross-link repair.
AUGCCCGCCACUGCUACAGCAGCAGCAGAGGCGGCAGAGGUAGGAAAACAACCACCACAGCCACAGCCACAGACGCAGCCAUCACCUUCAUCGCCAUCAUCCUCGGCCACGACUUCCAAAUCCUUUCGACAAAUCAUCCAGUCUAGUGCCAUCGGACGUGCUGCCGAUUUCUACAGUCGCAUACAAAGUCGCAGACCGUACUGGACGCAGUUGUGGUGUACAUUGUUUAUUUAUCUAUGUGGGGAUCUAAGUGCGCAGCUGUUUGUAGGGGAUGGUGGGGGGAAAGCCAAAGACAAGGACAAAGAUAUGGAGAAGAAAGUAAAUAAGAAGAAUGGGGAGCAAGAGAGAGGGAUGGGUGAUGAGGUAGAGAAGGAGGGUGUAAUGGCUCGGUAUGACCCGCUGAGGACGGUUAGGCAUAUGACGGUUGGCGCUCUUGCUGCUGUUCCGGGGUAUAAAUGGUUCAUGUACCUCCACAACAACUUCAACUUCCGCUCCAAACCUCGCUUCGUCUCAAUCAUCACAAAAGUAGCCAUUAACCAAGUCUGCUUCACACCGAUCUUCAACACGUAUUUCUUCUGCAUGCAAUCACUACUGGCGGGUACCUCGCUCACGGAGACGUGGGAGCGCCUCAAACUGGCCUUACCGACUAGCAUCGUGAAUAGCGCGAAGUUAUGGCCGGCCGUGACAGCGUUUAUGUUCAUGUAUGUUGAUCCACAGUUUCGGAACAUAUUCGCCGGUGCUAUUGCGGUGGGUUGGCAGACGUAUCUUAGCUGGCUAAAUCAGAAGGCGGCAAAGGAAGUUGAGGCAGCAGAAGCGGCGCAAGCGCAAGCUCAGGCUGUGGAGGUGGAAGGACUCUCACUACAUCUCUCUCAAAUGAGCCAGUCAGCCUUCCUCGAGAAGCCCGCUGCCGGCCCCCUCCCAUCACCACAACCCCCGACAGUCCCGAGCCCCCUAGCAGCAACACGAGAGAAUACAACGACGGGGGAGGACACAUUGGACAGCGCUGCCAGCAGCGACUACGGGUCCGACUUCUCCCCCGACGAGGAGGAGCUGUUGAAUCUGCUGCUGGCGCGGAUCGGCGAGGACCACGAGCAGGCGACGACGGUUGUUCCUGGAUCCGGUUCUCCUUCUGUAUUUGCGACGCCUGCACUCACGCCUCUUGCGGUGUCUUCUGAUCCCGCUGGAGCGGAAGAAGGGGCCGAGUCAGGUGCAAUUGGUAUUGGUUAUCCUGAGACGAUUGCGCAACUGCAAUUACAGUCACAGUCACUUCCACUGCUGCCUCUGACAGAUAUUGAGGAUUAUGUUGCUGAGCAUCCGAAUUCGGCUGAGGGACGGGAGCGAGAGAGACAGCGUGAAGUUGAGCGAGAGCGAGGGCAUAUAGCUGUGGAUCAGGGCGCCCAGGAUGGAAAUGCAAAUGGACUGCCUAUUCCAGAUAUGCGGUCUCCGCUUGAACGUUUCCGGACACCACCUAGGAAAGCUUUGUCGGUCACGGAUCUGGUGUCUCCUGCUUGGUGUGAGUUACAGUAUUGGUAUACCUUGACAAAACUCGGGCGGAAGAGGGCUACACCAGCAAUGAAGCAGGGGACCGUGGUGCAUAAAGAGUUGGAAGACCAGGUGCAUACCACCGUCCCUGUUGAAGUUAUGACGAAAGAAGAUGGGUGGGCUCUACGAAUAUGGAAUGUUAUACAGGGGCUGCGUACACUGCGGGUUUCGGGGAUGACUAGAGAAUUGGAGGUUUGGGGGAACGUUGAUGGAGAAAUCGUAACGGGAAUAAUUGACCAGCUGUCCUAUGAUUGUCCGGAUGAGGAGCUGGAGGAAUCUGCAGAAGCGAGUUACGCGGAUCUGAGAACGUCUAAAGCAUUGCUUCCGGAAUAUCAGACCUCGAUUACGGACUUCUUCCUUUCUCCGGCUGGUGGCGGACGGAGGCUUUCUGAUAUUGGGGUGGCCAAGCAUGAACGGGGAUAUGGCAUAUUCGGCGGCGGGGUCCCCCGAGACACCGUUAAAGAAGAUAUAUAUCACAGAUAUCAAGACUCGCGGGAGCAGCAGUCGCUCUAUCCCAUCUCUGCAACUAUACUAUCACUUCCUCCACCCGCCUCGUCACCACCGAACGACGUCACCAUUGACGCUAUCGCAACGCGAUAUAAGCUCGAAGUUGACAAGCCAUUUUCUGACAGUUUCAUCGCUCAAGUAGGCAGCCUCAACGAGCAAUUUUUCGACGCGUCAGAAGACCUAGAUGCGGACUACUUCCCCUCUUCAUCGGGCGCGGAAAGUGAAGGAGAAUUCCCUUCCAGCAGCCAGGAUUCAAUGACCAUCCUCCUCGAACACAACUCCCUUUCUCGUCUCUGGAAGCUCAUGAAGUCUCAACACCGCCUCACGUUCCUUCCCCCAAACACGAAUCCUAGUACCACCACCCACUCCCAACCCCAGGACGACGCCCAAGAAGACACUCCACCCUUUCCAACCCUCCUCUCUCCUGUCCUAACAGCCACCUACAUAGCCCCACCAUCUAGCCCUGAUGAGUCCAUGCAAUACAUCGGCAGCCGCUCCUUCCUUUUCAAUCCGUCCUCCCUCUACAGCUACCUAACAGAUGAAAUGCAUUGGUGGCGCGGACACAGGCAACCGCGUGGUGUGCCAAUUAUGGAGGCGUGGAAGUGUCGGAUAUGUGAGUUCCAGGAGGAGUGUACAUGGCGACGGGAGAUGGAGGGGAAGAUGGCCGUUAAUAAGAGGAGGAAGAGGGAAGGCGAGGAGGCGAAUGGAGAAGGGCCGAUGGGACCUGUAGAUGGGAAUGGGAAUGCGGACAGUGAGGGGGGAGAGGAUGUGUCUGGGCAGAGUGUUGUGUAA